CCAUAGUGUUUGUAACUUCUACUGAAGUUCUGAAACUUGGAAGAAAUGGAGACUUCUCUCAGGUAUGGCGGAGACUCUAAAGCUCUUCGAAUCCAUGCCAAGGAGAAUUUCCCCAUCUUCACCAACAAACACUUCCAGGUUCAUGCAGCACUAGAUACAGGAAGUGGAGAUCUGGGUUAUUUUAGUGGCAUAAUUAGAAAUUUUUACCCUAAGUUAUCAACCACCCUUGGUGUUGGGUUACUGUAUGAUAAACAUGAUAAAUUCAGAUAUACAGUGCGUGGGAAGACGAAUAUUCCUGUCACAACUAAUGGUCCACUAAGUUUUAUCAUCCAGGGGAGGUACGAUGGUGAUAAUGACUUUAAAGAGAAAAAGCCAAGAGGAGCUGCAGAAUUAAGUUGGAGUAUAUUCAAUUUUCAAAAGGACCAAGAUGUAAGGUUCAAAGUAGGCUACGAAGUUUUCAAUAAGGUCCCAUAUUUGCAGAUAAGGGAAAACAAUUGGACCCUCAAUGCUGACAUGAAGGGCAAAUGGUAUGUGAGACUUGAUCUGUGAAAGAGAAACCUAGUUUGUUAGCGGUCAGAAAAUCUUCGUUUUUGUUGAGAGGAAAAAUCCAUCUUGAUUGGUUGCAUUUGGCUAAGGUAUAGACUAUAGACACUUUCAUUUA
Molecule: messenger RNA, 661 nt
Organism: Telopea speciosissima
Lineage: Eukaryota; Viridiplantae; Streptophyta; Magnoliopsida; Proteales; Proteaceae
Product: outer envelope pore protein 21, chloroplastic-like
Exons: 5
Coding region: 46-549 (167 amino acids)
Biological process (GO): regulation of monoatomic anion transport
Molecular function (GO): voltage-gated monoatomic anion channel activity
Source: RefSeq, a predicted model, not a curated record